Messenger RNA from Aureobasidium subglaciale EXF-2481, 1900 nucleotides. RefSeq lists its product as uncharacterized. Lineage: Eukaryota; Fungi; Ascomycota; Dothideomycetes; Dothideales; Saccotheciaceae. Bases 232 to 1467 code for a protein of 411 amino acids. The record is from RefSeq and is a predicted model, not a curated record. Gene Ontology annotation, cellular component: cytoplasm. Gene Ontology annotation, biological process: RNA surveillance; nuclear-transcribed mRNA catabolic process, no-go decay; ribosome disassembly. The transcript has a single exon.
AGUCAUGUGUGUGCGAUUGUUCCUGACAAAGCAUGGAGUGACUGAGCAUGAUUUCAAUAUGAGCGCAAGGGUUCAUCGCUGGAGACGUGAAUUUCGGAAUGAGUCAAGGUGGUCAAGAAGGCGAUCGGAAGUCACAAAUCCACCUUCGUCAUCGCCAUCGUCUGCUUCAAGAAAUCCAGCGGCGCUUGCUCCUAAACUUGGAUUUUUUCAACACAAGCACAACAUCACAAGAUGAGAUUAAUUAAGCAGAGCAUUGAGAAGAAGGAUGGCUCAGGCAGUGCCACUCUGCUUCCUGAGGAGCCCGAAGACAUGUGGCACGCAUACAACCUGAUCCGACCGACUGAUCUUCUUCGCGCCUCGGCCAUUCGUCGCGUAACGACAGAGUCCAUGACAGGAUCAAGCACGUCGAAGCGAGUGCAAACGACCCUGACCCUGCGAGUUACCUCUCUGGACUUUGACCCGCAAGCCGCCCAACUUCAUGUCAGCGGUACUGUCGCCGAGGAGAACGAAUGGGUCAAGCGCGGCUCCUACCACACCCUCGACCUCGAGUUGCAACGAAACUUUACUCUCGAGAAGGCGGAUGGUUGGGAUAGCAUCGCACUCGAAAUCCUAAAAGAGUCGAUCGACCAAACACAAAAGGCUGAACUGUGGGCUGUUGUCAUGCAGGAAGGUCUUGCCAACAUCUGCCUUGUCACAAACCACCAGACCAUCCUGCGCCAGAGGAUCGAAAUGGCUCUCCCUAAGAAGCGCCCUGGUAAACCUAGCGGAGACCACGACAAGGCCACGCAGCGUUUCUAUUCCACCAUACUCGAGUCACUCCUUCGUCAGCUCAACAUGAUGGAUCUCAAACCACUGUUGCUGGCAAGCCCUGGUUUCACCGCGACAGCUUUCCAACAAUACAUCAAGACUACCGCCUCGACGAAAACAGACAAGAAUCUUUCAGCGCUUGUCGCAAAGACGAUUGUCGCACAUUCUGCCAGUGGUCACUUGCACUCACUUGCCGAAGUCAUGGCUUCUCCAGCGGUCACCGCUAGGCUGAGUGAUACACGUUUUGCAAAAGAAACUGCCCUCAUGGACAAGUUCUUCGACUUACUCCGAAAAGACGACGGUCGCGCCUGGUACGGGCCCAAAGAAGUGGAGUCUGCCGUCGAAAAGGGUGCAGUAGGAAGAGGUGGUGGCGCCUUACUCAUAUCAAACGCUCUCUUCAGAGCCCAGGACGUCGCUGUUCGAAGGCGCUGGGUAUCUUUGGUCGACAAGGUCAGCCAAGAACAUGGAGGUGACGUUAGGGUUUUGAGCAGUAUGCACGAGAGCGGUAAGCGCUUGGAAGGCCUCGGUGGAGUCGCUGCUAUUCUCACCUUCCCCCUCGACGACAUGGAAGACAUUGAAGGUGGAGAAGACAUUGACGUCGAAGAGCCGGCCAAUGGGGUCGAGGGAAGACCGGGAAUGCUUGAAGAUAUUGAGAUAUAGAGUAUCAUGACAAACGAAAUGACGAUGAGACGAUAGACCGAAAAAGUACAUAUAUUCGAUCCACGACUUCGCCUUCAGAGUGGGGAAAAAAGAAGCACAGCCCAUGUCGGAUUUUCAGCAUCAUGCCUUGCUUUCUGAAGGAUUCGAACAUACACUGCGCCUCGAUCUGGCUAUGGACUGCGCAAUCUCUAUAUCGGAAGAGAAUAGGGAGGCUUGAACUUCUGAUCCACGUCUGCUGUACAGCGCUAAGACUGAGGCGCUUGCUUCACUCCUUCGAGUAUCUCAGCGACAGGUUAUGAUGUAAGCAACUGGAUGCAGGAUGAUCAGAUUGCUGUAGUUGAAUCAAUUGUCGGUGAGGUAGGUAUGUCUAUGUCUAAUUCAGUACUUGGUGAAAGUAAUAUACAUGGUCUUCCAGCCACCUCUACAGCACCUG